Messenger RNA from Eriocheir sinensis (Chinese mitten crab), 1013 nucleotides. RefSeq lists its product as uncharacterized. Bases 88 to 783 code for a protein of 231 amino acids. The transcript has 2 exons. The record is from RefSeq and is a predicted model, not a curated record. Lineage: Eukaryota; Metazoa; Arthropoda; Malacostraca; Decapoda; Varunidae.
GGGCGAGUGUGUGUGUGUGUGUGGGUCGCCUAUAUAAGCAGGCGACGGAGGGUCCUCUUCACAUUACCUCACACACUUGUCUGAGAGAUGCAGCUCCUCGUGCUCCUGUCCUUGGUGGGCGCCGUGUUCGCCGCCGCCCUUCCUGCGGAGGUCCCUCCCCCUGCAGAGGCCCCUGUCCCAGCAGAGGCCCCUCUCCCUGUGGAGGACACCGAGGAAGUGGCGCAAGCCAGGGCGGAGUUCGAUGUAGCGUUUAAGGCCGCCGCUUCCGCUGCUGAGGCUGGUGCGGUGCCCGAGGUCGUGAUUCCGGAGGGCGCCCCUGCCCCUGUUGAGGACACUCCUGAGGUCGCCGAAGCCAAAGCCAAGUUCCAGGCUGCCUUCGACGCCGCCGCCCUCGCCGCGAAGAACGCCCCAGACUUUGACGUGGACGGUAAAAUCUCCACCUACAGCGGCUUCCUCUCGGCCGUGGACGGCAGACUGUCGCCUUUCUACACCAACACCUUCCCCUUCGGUGCUUAUGGCCUGCACGCCCCCAUUGCCCCCGCGGUGCAAGCUGCCCCUCUGACGUACACUACCUCCGUGGUGGGAGGUGCUCCCGUGGUGGUGGGAGGUGCUCCCGUGGUGCAGGGUGCCCCCGCCUCGCCCAUCAUCUACUCCGGUCUGGGUCUGCCUGGCUAUUAUGGAUACCCUGGGAUGUACGGCUUCCCGGGAACCUUCGCCCUCGCCGCGGCUCCGGUGGCAGAGGCAGCUGCUGAGGAGGAGCCCGCCGCCGUGGAGGAGGCAUAAGGCGAAGCGUGUGAAGUGAUGAACAUCAACCGACAGCCUCGCGCUGUGCUGCACUUUCUACAACCCUUUCUUCUGUUCCUAAAUCUGAACUCUUCUGGUACUUCUCUUUUCAUUUUGUCCUUUGAAACUCUUCUUCUUCUUUAAAGAUCCUAUACGUACACCAGUUUGGAUUAAUUGGCUCGAAUCUUUAAAAUGUUUGCGAAAAUCGAAAUAAAUAUUUUUAGACAGUC